GUUAACAAAGCGUGGGCCCAACCAAUCACAAAAGUUUGUUUUUGGUGCGUCAGCUUGAAAAAAAGGGGGCUGAAAUACAAAGGGUAAUUCUGUAUCUGAAAGCUUUUCUUGCCUAACAUGAACUCAAUUGUUGAAUUUUCUUAGAAACCCGAACUAAAUAAAUCUGCAGCUAACUUGAUGAGAUUUCGGGUGGUUGUUGGGCGUUAUUUUCUAAUCCUUACUUGAACAUUUAUUCUCAUUGUCUUUGAUUUCAAAUUUCACUUGCUUUCUGUUCACUGUUAUUUUAAUCGAGUGGAGUUACACAUUUAGACGGCAUUUCUGUUUUCCUUAAUAAAAGCAAAAAGGUUAAAAUUUGGACGCAAGUGCUUAAAUAAUUAACUUUGAGCACGCUUGGAGAGACUGCUGAAUUAAAUUUCAUUUCUGAAAAUUACCGAUGGCGUUUAUGAGUUGUGUGAAACAUAAGGAGCCUCAGCAGGAACAAACAGGAAUCAGCGAGUCAGAUUUCAAUGAAAAGUUGGACCCUGGAACUCCAGAGCAGAAAGCCUCCUUUUCUCUGUGUGGAAUAGAAAAACUGAGUAAAAGUGCAUGCAGUGGAAACCAACUGGAAAACUGUCAAUUUGAUCGAGAGGCCACAGGUUCGAAGCCCGCAAAGAGCCAGGCUGAUGACACAAAACGCAGAAUGUUGGCCAGGCAGCAAACCUGCCCGGAUGUUUCCCGCGAUAAAUCAGGCUUCACGUGGGAAAUUUACGGCAGUGGACUUUCCAAAGAUGAAGUAAACGCAGCUGUUCAAAAACAUCUGGCACGAAAAGCGUCCACAGGAACACAGCCAAAGUUGAAACUGAAAAACCGAAAGCGAUCUGAAGGAGUGACGUCACAAUCGAGAGGCCGAGAAGACAGAUCGGAAUGCGACGAAUCAGCCAAUGAGAUGAGUCGUUCGCUGUCAGCUGCACCAUUUUCCAAAAUGAAUAACAGCAGGGGGGAUAACCUGACUGUAAAAAAAAAUGUGGAGUUGACAAAAAGCAAUGAAAUUCAUUACGUUCAUCACUUUUCGAACUUUUCAGCGAUGAUAACUUGAUAAAUUAGACGCCAAACUAAAACUUAUGUUAAUGAGCUGAAGUGCUGCUAAUGUGUUAAUUUUCUGAUAAAAGUCAGCUACCCGAACUCAUCUAUGAAAUCGAUAUGAAUAUUUUUCUUCAACAUUUUUUUAAAGGAAUGCAAAUUUAUUCCGGAAGCUAAAAUGAUUCCAAGACUUAAAAUUUUCCUUGACUCAAAAAAGAUGUUGCCAAACUUUCGACAUUUCGAACUUGACCUAGAUCUGCUUCAAAUUUCCCUUGUUGUUUUUUUUUUCCUGUAGAACAUAAAUAUCACGUGCGGAUCCACUUUUAAAAUUUA
Symsagittifera roscoffensis is the source of this 1392-nucleotide messenger RNA. RefSeq lists its product as uncharacterized. The record is from RefSeq and is a predicted model, not a curated record. The transcript is spliced from 3 exons. Bases 434 to 1075 code for a protein of 213 amino acids. NCBI's taxonomy places the organism in Eukaryota, Metazoa, Xenacoelomorpha, Acoela, Convolutidae.